Molecule: messenger RNA, 1920 nt
Organism: Nematocida ausubeli
Lineage: Eukaryota; Fungi; Microsporidia
Exons: 1
Coding region: 1-1920 (639 amino acids)
Source: RefSeq, a predicted model, not a curated record
AUGAAUCCCAAGAUAAUAAUGGUAGCAGCCACUGCAAUAACAGUGCUUUUUGUCGUAGGUCUGUGGAAUCUUCUGCGAAAUCCUACAAUAAAGCAAGAAAAGAAAGCAGCCACAUCGCCAAAUGAGUGCAAAGCUAGACAGCUGAAUGUAAAAAAAGAUGCAGUUCAAGCGAGAAAGAGCUCAAUUGAAGCUGAUGUAAACAGCAAUGAAGAAAACAGCCAGACCAAUUUUAAUGUGUAUGGUGUUUUACAAACUAAUUUUAGCCUAGUCAAGGAAGAAGCUGAAUGUUCAUGCGAGAAAAUGGAUUCUGGCAUAGAGAUCCAUGAAGAUGAUAAUUGUGGUUCCGAUCCAGAAUUGUUGCAAUUGAAUAAAGUAGAUGAAUUCAGCAACAGAAUACCAAAGACACAGUGUGAUAUUGAAGCAAAAGAGAUUGAAUCUAAUUUUGAAGACAUUCUGGCUAUAAAUAUUUCUACCCUACCCAACAUUAGAAAUAUAAAAGAGAAUCCCACUCUUAAUACUUAUACUAUGAAAUCCCUUUUGGAUGUAGAAGAUGCAACUAAUUCACAGAAUGGUGAUGAAGAGGUAGAAGAGGAGGAAGAAUAUGAGGAAGAAUCAUCAGAGGAAGAAUCAUCAGAAGAAGAAGUAAAUGAGGAAGAAAACCCAUCUACCAUACAAGAUCAAGCAACUUCUGAAACUCCCAAUACACGUCCAAAGCGCUGUAUAAUAAAGGCUUUGCCGAAGAAUAAGAGAAGAAAGAUUUAUUCACCAGAUGGCUAUAUUAUUUUUGAUGGAUAUAGAUAUCUAGAUGUUCCUAUUCCACGAAAAAAACUUACUCGUACCCGAAAGUCAGUGACUUCAACUUCUGCUCGAAAGACUGUAGCUUCAACUUCAGUGCGAAAGGCUGUAGCUUCAUGUGGUGUACCAAAGGCAGCAGCCUCAAAGGCAGUGACUUCAUGUGAUGUACCAAUAGCAGCAGCUUCAACCUCAGUGCGAAAGGCGGUAGCCUCAACUUCUGCUCCAGAGACAACACCAACCACUAACUCAAAUAACCAGCCAGAGCGUUUAUCACCCCCUCCUGCAUACACUGGACAGCCGGAUUCCAAUGAGCAUCCUCCAUUAAUUCAUGGGCCAAUUGAGAAAGUGCUUCCUCAAAGCAGCUGGAAUCUAGAAAUUCCAAGUAAUAGUCACAAUCUAAAUUCCGUUAGAUUUGACCUAGGAGGUGAACCUUUUGGGAUUAGAACAAAUGUAACAUGUGAUUUUGGGAACAUUUUGUACCCAAAUCAAGAAGAAUCUACUCCAACUCCAAAAACCAAUCAAUUAGGAGAAGAUUUUUAUACUGAUGCAUCUAAGAUUUCGCAGAGAUAUAAAAAUGAACUUAAACCCUUGAAUGAUGCUUCUGAAACAAAGAUAACACCAGGGAAUCCUGCAAAUCCAAAAGGCAGAUCUGUAACAUUCGAUUUGGAGAAAGCCAAUCUUAAUAUAAAUGCCCCAGUUCCUGCACUAAGAAAAAAUAUACCUACCCCAAGUGCACCAGAAGAAAGUUUACUUGAGAAAAAUCUAUAUCCAGUAAUUGAGAACAAUCUAUAUCCAAUACUUGAGAAAAAUCUAUAUCCAGUAAUUGAGAAAAAUGAGAAAGAUAUUGAUUUAGUUGAAGUAGAUCCAUAUGACUACACGUCAGCUGAAAAUGUACAAGAAAGUUCAGCAGAAGCUGGACUCAGUGAUAAUAACUCGGAUGGUGUGACAACAACGAAAGAUAAAUCGAAGAAGAAGAAAACCAAAGGUUUGAUGAAAGGCGCAAUAAAAUCCAUCCUAGGAAAAAGGAAGAAUAAGAAUAGCGAGGAGGCAGAUGAAGCGGCAAUAAGUGGGUCAGAAGAAAUAGGAAAUCUUGAUCAAAGCACAAGCCAAAGUAGUAUGAAAUAG